AUGGAGGAAGAAGAUUUGACGAAAGAAGAACAGCUCAGAACGCUACAGAACUAUGAUGAAAGUGGUUUAAGGACACCGCCCCCUAGAUUAGAAUUACUGACAAGCCCUAUGACACCACAAAUUCCUCGGGAGAGCACGUAUGACGCUGAGAUGUAUCGGAUCCUAGUGAACUGGCUUAGGAAGAUUCACGGUUACGAAAUUACCAGCCAGUGGCACCUCGAACAAGUCUGUGAAGAUGGUGAUUACCAUCAUUUUUAUUGCGACUUGACGAUAAAGAAAAGUGAUGACCAUAACCCUUUAGCCGUUCUUGAACUCUUAGCAACAGGAUCUAUCCCGAAACUUAAGAAUCAUUUUGAGCAAGUAUUUACAUAUGCUGAUCAACUUUGCCCUCAGGAAGUUUGGGUCGUGCAUUUUUCUAGAGAGGAUUCUGUUGUGGUAGAUCCAUACUGGCCUUCUGAUAAGUUGCAGGGAAAGGGAUUGAAUGUUAUACACUUCUGGCACGAUAAGGAGUUCAAAAAUGUUCGAAUGAGUGCCACUGGCAAGUAUUGCGAAUAA
Ambispora gerdemannii is the source of this 555-nucleotide messenger RNA. NCBI's taxonomy places the organism in Eukaryota, Fungi, Glomeromycota, Glomeromycetes, Archaeosporales, Ambisporaceae. The record is from the annotation of a GenBank genome assembly.